Messenger RNA from Electrophorus electricus (electric eel), 4610 nucleotides. RefSeq names its product small ArfGAP2 (gene smap2). Gene Ontology annotation, cellular component: cytoplasm. The record is from RefSeq and is a predicted model, not a curated record. Lineage: Eukaryota; Metazoa; Chordata; Actinopteri; Gymnotiformes; Gymnotidae. Gene Ontology annotation, molecular function: GTPase activator activity.
AGUACGAGAGCAGUCGGCGUGUCGUAAUGCGUGGUUUUCUAAUAGUGUAGUGAAUACCAAGGACCGGCCGAUAUAAAUGUGUGUAAUGUCGUGCUGAUAUUUACAGUAUCAGCUGUUUGGGAACGACCCUGGUGGUUUACUGACGAGCCACAUAUCGUUGGUUGUUGGUUUUUUUUUGUUGUUUGUUUGUUUUUUGUUCCUUCUAAUUUAGCUCCGUUAAAUUAGCUUGCGUUACUUCCCAGCCGGUUGAAUCGUCCGCUGCACUCGCCAAGAGCCAGCCACGUCUCACACCUGAUACUGAAGACAGGACGCGGACAUUAACAGAUUCGCAGAAGAGUUGGAGAAAUUCAGAAUGACGGGCAAAUCAGUCAAAGAUGUGGACCGAUAUCAAACUGUCCUCAACUCCUUGCUCGCUCUGGAGGAAAACAAGUUUUGUGCGGAUUGUCGAGCCAAAGGCCCCAGAUGGGCAUCCUGGAAUUUGGGAAUCUUCAUCUGUAUCCGUUGUGCAGGAAUCCACCGGAAUCUUGGUGUACACAUAUCCCGGGUCAAAUCCGUCAACCUGGAUGAAUGGACCCAGGAACAAAUUCAGAGCGUGCAGGAAAUGGGCAAUGCCAAGGCAAGGCGUCUUUAUGAGGCCUUUUUACCAGAGUGCUUCCAGAGGCCAGAGACAGACCAAUCGGCUGAGGGCUUUAUCCGGGACAAGUAUGAAAAGAAAAAAUACAUGGACAAGUGCAUUGACAUCCAGGCUUUCAGAAAGGAGAAGGGGGAGACUGUAACAAAAGAGGCGCCUGUUGUUUUUGAGAAAAUGAAGCUGAAGAGGGAGGAGCCUCAGCAAUUCAAGAACAGCCCAAAGAAACAGUCCCAGUCAGUAAAUGACCUUUUAGGACUAGAUGCCCCUGCUCCUCUGGCUGCUGUAGCCAGUGGGAAGGCCACCCCUGAGCAGAGCCCUGCAUUGGAUUUGUUCAGCUCCCUGCAGGCUGCUAGCUCGACUUCUGCCCGGAACACACCUGGCUCUGGGUCAGGCUCCUCCUCUGGUUCCUCCUCCAGCUCCAUGCCAAAAGGGCGCGUGGCAGCAUCAGUGCCAGAGAACCUCAGCCUCUUUCUGGACCCACCCACCAAAAAUGAGGAAAGCAGCAAGAAGUUGUCGAAAGACUCCAUCCUGUCCCUGUACAGUAGUGUAACACCGCAGACAAAUAUAGCUGCUCACGCUGGACUGUACGUGGGAGCAACUCCUAUGGGCUAUGCCCCUGCACCUGGAUACGGCCAAUACCAGGCUCUGGCCGCCCAGCAGGGCAUGAUGGGGACUGUGAUGGCCCCACAGAUGACCAUGCUGGGGCAGGCGGGAGUGAUGGCACAGCCGGCAGUGGCCCCCGCUCCAUACAUGGCAGGGGUACCGGGGGGCAUGAUGGGGUUGCAGGGGGGCAUGAUGGGGGGCAUGGGGGCCCUACCUCAGCAGCCCUAUGGAGUACAACAGGCCCAGCAAAUGCAAUGGAAUAUCACACAGAUGACUCAACACAUGGCGGGUAUGAACUUUUAUGGAGCCAACGGCAUGAUGGGAUACGGGCAGCCCAUGGGAGGGACGGCGGAUCCUGGCACCAAUCAUAUGCUUGGCUCGCAUGUGUGGAAGUGAGAGCACAUCAGGAGGAUGUGGUGUUACAGUGGGUGGACUCCAGCGCACUGCAGUAAACCACACAAGUGAAUGAUCUGUGCACACUCUUCUCCAGAUAUUCACAGAGUUGUCACCUGUGAACAGGGAAUGUAUUUAUAAUUAGGGCAACAAACUUACGAGGAAGAGUUUCUACCUCCCCUGUUUUCAGAGCCAUUUUCCUGCCUGGAGACCCAGAGAUGAUGUGGCUGGUGUACAGCACCUCUGUCCCCUCCACUAUGGCAGCCUGCUGCACCGGGUCUUGCCAUGGUCGUCAGCUACCCUCUUCCAGCCUCCGCUGUCACCUCCGCUCACUUCCAUUACAUACAACAAAGUCUGAUUGCAUGUGGGUUGGGAAAAUGUACCUCAGUCAUUGGGUUAUGUUUUCAGAAUUUGGAACAGCUUUGGACCUGUUGAUGUCCACUUUCUUUCAUUAUAGCUGUUGUCUUUUUGUAACGCAUCAAUUAAUGCUACACAUUUAUAAACACAUAUAAACAUGCAUGCACUGAUUGUCAACCUACAUGCAUAAGGUGAAACGGAUUGUCUGUUAAGCAACGAGACACCAUUGAAAACCAUCUAGGUUUUUCUGCCUUGCAUAAUGUGUUACUGCUGUUUCAGUCUGGAGCAGUGCUCCAGUCGAUCGCUGCUCUACCCCUUGCUGUGGCUGCUGAAGUUUAGAAGAGAGGUGUACAUUAUAUGGACCCUCUCUCCCCAUGUGACCCAGGGGUCUGCUGGCCAGCUGUAGUGUGUCUACACUCUGCUUGUCUUGUCCUCACAUGCUCUCAGCUCAGGAGUUUCACAGGUAGGCAGGGAAAGAUGACAGCUCGCACAUCAAGCUGAUAUGAUUAGCUCUAAUGAGAGAUGUUUGUGUCUUAGCCAAAGAUUUUCAGUAAAUGAGUUAGCCAAACAAUCCUGGAUUUAAAUGUCUGCAGAAAAAGAUAUUACAUGCUCAACAAGCUGUUAAUUAGUCCUGUGAUGUACUUAUCUGAUUGUAUCUGAUCCAGAUUCACCUCAAAUACCACUUCUGAUUGUAUAAACUGAGCACUGUCUUUUCCUUCACUGUGGGUGGUUCAGUGGUGCUUUCUAACUGUUGAGGGUCAGACUUCUUAGGUGACUAACUGCAGGGUUUUAAUAGAUCAACUGUACCUCUGCUUCAGUCUGUAUGGAAACUAAAUGAAUCUCUUACUUACCAUCUCUCCUUCAGACAGUAGCCUUCUGCAGUUUUAUUUUAGGUUCGUCAGAGUUGGCAUUCUAAUAGCAGACUCUGGAGUAGACGGGCUCCUUUAUUAAGCAUUCCAGACUCCUCUGAACUUGUUCACGUGCAUGUGGUGCCAUGUGUAGCUAUAGACAUGUCUGCCUUGUGACAGUAUGUACAAGCUAAUGGGUUAUGAAGGGCAUACAAGCAUGGUAAACAAAGCAGACUGCUGUAAAGCAAUGCUACUCUAAAUGGAUUUAGCAAUUUGAUUAGUUUGUACUUUGACAAAAGCAGAUGCUCAGUCACAUAAGUCAUUGCUCUCUCUCUCUCGCUCGCUCGCUCACUCGCUCGCUCUCUCUGUCUCUAUUGCUCGUCGUCUGUGACUGAUUUGUGAAUACAUACCACUGCCCCUAGUGGCUGAGGGUCAGGACAUUAAGAAUGAAAUGUGCAAAGUUGCUGAAUGUUUUCUGCUGUAUAUUUGUGUUAACUGCUGUUAAAUAUGCUGCAAUUUCCCCCUUUUUGCAUUCAUUUUUUACCAUAAAAUAGGAAUAAACUUUAAUGUACACACAUUCCAAGUUAAUUAUUUAGACAUUGUACAUAAUGUUUAUAUGUCUUCUUGAAUAUUUACUUCCUCAGAAUCACUGGUAUAACAUAUUAAUGAAGAAGCAUGCAUGCGUGUGAUGGUAUAGUCAGAGAUAUGAACCAAUAAUAUUGCAGUUUGGAGGAGAAGCACUUCAGAAUGUUAAGUCAUUCCAUGAGAAAAGUAUUUUUGCACAAAUUGUCCUAUUUCUGAUUGGCUUUGUUUUCUGUCAGGCCAAGCCCUAAGCAGGCACCACUGAAUGUUGAAAGUAUUUGUCUCUAGCAGGAUAAAAGGGUACUAGGGUUGAUCAGCUUAGAGGAAGAAGGGUUCCUGGGUGGUCUUAAUAUUUCUGACAGUUUAAAGUCGCUUUACCUUGCAGUGACAAUUUACUCAGCUUCAGCACUUAUUAUUUUUAUUAAUACAUAAAGCAAUAUUGCAAAAAAGUGUAUAAGUGGAGGAUGCUAGCCUGUUUAAAAUCUUUUUAGUGUAUAAUUGACUGUUUGUCUCAUCAGCCAUUUGCAAGAAACAACUCUGUAAGAAAAAGCAACAACUUCAAAUGUCAUCCAUACUCUACACUGUUUGUACUGCAUUAUUGAUGUAUUCUGCAAAUGUAGACUGAAUGUCAUUAAACACAUGUGCACAGCACAAAGCCCAGCAGUCUGAUAUGCGUUAGACUUUAAUGCUAAGUAAAAAGAUUAAGAAAGGUUUUCAUUGGUGCAUAACUGCAGAUUGAUGAUUCAUUCCCCAUUUUCCAAAAAACAUUCUUCAAAGAAGCUACCUAAAUGUUUCUGAGCAGUGGGUGACCACAUGUACAUGGCCUCAUGCUGGAGCAGACAAGUUUGACUAAGGUGUGGUCUUGUUCCCUUUGGUAAAAUUGGUGCUAAAGCGUGGUCAGCCCAUAUGACUUGAACUAAGGAGUUGAUGUUGGAAUAUUUCUGUUUUCUUGGAAUUGCCAGUAUCAAAGUGAAUCAAAAAGGGAGCAUUUAUAAUCCUUAAUGUCAAAGUAUUAUUACUAUUAUUAUUAUGAUGACAUGGUUCACAGUUAUCAAUACAUGCAUUUGUGGAUUAUUUAUAAUCUGUAGCUAAUGCUUAAUUAUGUCUGCUUUGUUUUGAUAUGUUUUAGGAUAUUGAAAAUGUGUAUAUAACAAAGACUCGAAGCAAACCGAGUAAUAAAUAUCUUUUAUCUGCAA